AUGGACAGAUUUGUGAAUUCAAUGGGUAAGUACUCGACAAAACCUCAGAUCUACUACCAUAAUGAAGACUAUUUCAUCAUACGAUUCAGUAGUAUUGAGGAGAGGGACCAAAUAUUGUACUCAGGGCCACAUACGAUUAAUAAUCGACCAAUAAUUAUGAAGGCAUGGUCGGAGGAGUUCAACCUACAUGAUGAGGUGCUAAAGACAAUCCCAUUGUGGGUUAAAUUGCCUAACCUACCUGUUAAUUGGUGGAGUAUGACAACAUUAAGCAAAAUAGGUAGUGCUUUGGGUAACCCCAUCUAUGCCGAUGAGUGUACGACUGGAGCAGUAAGAAUUUCAUAUGCAAGAUUAUUAGUAGAAAUGGAUGUCACAAAGCCACUUCCAAGACAGGUGAAACUACAGGAUCCUAAAGGGAAGGAGAUGAUGCAGGAGGUGGAGUAUGACUGGGAACCCAAAUACUGCAGUAAGUGUUUGAAAAUAGGUCAUGAUUGUUCUGAAAACAGGAAGCCAAUACAGCAACAAAGAAAUAUUCAGUAG
Nicotiana attenuata is the source of this 537-nucleotide messenger RNA. RefSeq lists its product as uncharacterized. The record is from RefSeq and is a predicted model, not a curated record. The coding region runs from base 1 to 537 and encodes 178 amino acids. The transcript has a single exon. NCBI's taxonomy places the organism in Eukaryota, Viridiplantae, Streptophyta, Magnoliopsida, Solanales, Solanaceae.